Molecule: messenger RNA, 601 nt
Organism: Neopelma chrysocephalum (saffron-crested tyrant-manakin)
Lineage: Eukaryota; Metazoa; Chordata; Aves; Passeriformes; Pipridae
Product: serine/threonine-protein phosphatase 6 regulatory subunit 2-like
Exons: 3
Cellular component (GO): cytosol; nucleus
Molecular function (GO): protein phosphatase regulator activity; protein phosphatase binding
Source: RefSeq, a predicted model, not a curated record
GGAGAAACAUCUUCAUAAGAACUGCACCCAGGGCAGGUUUCCCGGGGAGUUCCACUGGAGCUGCAGCGUGUGCGCUCUGUGUUGCAGGUACCCCAACACGGCCUGCGAGCUGCUCACCUCGGACGUGCCCCAGAUCAACGACAAGCUCGGCGGGGACGAGACUCUGCUCAACAUCCUCUACGACUUCCUGGAUCACGAGCCCCCCCUGAACCCUUUGCUUGCCAGUUUCUUCAGUAAGACUAUCGGGAACCUCAUUGCCCGGAAAACAGAGCAGGUGAUUGCCUUUCUAAGGAAAAAGGACAAAUUCAUCAGCCUGGUGCUAAAGCACAUCGACACAUCAGCCAUGAUGGACCUGCUGCUGCGGCUCAUCAGCUGCGUGGAGCCCGCGGCGCUGCGGCACGACGUGCUCAACUGGCUCAAUGAAGCGAAGAUUAUCCAGAGACUCGUGGAGCUGAUCCAUUCCAGCCAGGACGAGGACGUGAGUGUGACCAGGCUCUUGGCUCUGGGGGUGGUGGGUCCUGCAGGAUCCGUCCAGGAGACUCCCAGGUCCCUUUGGAGAUGUCCUGGUGACCUGUGGAGGAGAUGAGGGACGACCUCAGGG